AUUAUUUUUUCAUCAAACUCAAAUGACGCGCUUGAUGAUUUUCGCAAUCGCUUACUGUUUCAUCAUUUGGACUACGCAAUUUUCAGUUACAGCGCUUUUCUUUAAUUUCGAUGUCCUGAAAUAUCAUCCCCUUUCGUAUCAGACGGUGCGCCAUGAUUUUGUGCGAAGGGCGAAUCAUUCUCGGCAACAUCCCCUACGGGAUAAAAUUCAUAAUAUCAAGAAGUUAAUGAAGCACAACAGGUGGCAUAGAGCGGUGAAAUGGUUGUAGAGACUGUGCUCGAAAUUUGCAGGGAUACGCGAAAACAUGGUAACUUUAAUCGCGGACUCAGCUAUUCGUUUGUUUGUCGGUGUCGUAUUUCGACAAGGUACGUACAAACGCGUAUGCAUUCUAGAUGGUAAAUUUCAACCGGCAACGAUGGACAGUUUUGAUCGCGACUUUGUCAAGUUGAUUAUAAAAUAUUGAAGCGUUAAAUCGUCUCGUGUCAAGCACCCGAGUGUUGAAUUGUCCCUGAGAAUUAAGACUUCCGGAAAAUGGGAGUUCAUCGCCGUAAUAAAUCGCAACUUAUGUUAAUCGUUUUCAUUUUCAUAGCGAUCGUCGUAGGGUUAGUGAAUACCGAGGAAUCAUCUAAGAAGGCACACGACGAUGGGGUUCUGGAGAAGCUCGCGUCGAUGAUAGCGGAAAAAGAGAUAGCUGCGUAUAAAUUAAAAUCGUCGCUUCCGGGGCCAAAAAAAGAGGAAACUGAAGUAGAAAGAGCUGAAAGAGUCAACAGAGGAUUUGAAAGAAUGAUUCAAAUGGUGAACGUACUUGGACAAGUUGACAACUUCAUAUCGGACCGGACGAAGAGUAUAGUGAGAAAAUUGAACGCUUUGUACGACGUCGAAGAGAAAGAAAAAUCCCGAGGAUAAUGAUUAUCAUAUCAUAAUUGAAACUGUCAAUUGUAUAAUAAAUCUACAUUGCACCAAUAAUCUCCAAAUAUUUUCUAACGAACGAUGGAAUUUUUCGAUUUUUUUCUCAUACCCUAAUAAUUAUAGUUUAUUUCGCGAUAAUUCAUCGAUGAGGUAUACAGUAUAUAAUAUUUAUUCGAUUAAUUUUUAACUUACAAUUUUGUACCCGUCGCAUGUAUAACUACAAUAAUAAUUAUAUUACACACCAUUGAAAUUGUCAAUAUCCGGUACCAUGCGUUACCGUAUUUGUAGAAUUAACUUUUGAUUAUCUAUACAAUUAGUAUUAAUUUUUGAUUAUUUGAAUAUAUUUAAGCGGCGAUAUCAUAUCGUACGAUACAUCAUCGUCCCUUACAAUUAAUUACUACAACCCGCGUGAUGUUAAAUCACAUCACGUAACAAAUGCAGAUAGUUGACUAUUUGAUGAUUUUAACAUUGUUACCGUAGGCAGUUUAACAAUCAUUACGUAAUCAACAAAUAAUAACUAAUUAGUUGAUACUAUACAAAGAAAGAGAAAAUCAUCCCGUCUAAAAUCUAACGUUCAAACGUGCAACAUAUGUACAUAUAUGUAAACGUAUGCAUACAUAUAUUUGAAUAUAUUUAUGUAUAUAAAAUUGUUCAGAUAAAUAUACCUGAUUUAUAGGCAUGAACUUUUAAUUAGUUUUUGGUUAUCGCAGUUUGUAUCACAUCGUUUUAUCAUAUAAAUAAUAAUAAUAUAUAUUUUCUAUAUACAUACACGCACAAUAUUAAGGAUUUACAUUCAUACGGUAAGACUUACGCAUUAUCGGUGUAAAUUUUGAAUUAUGUUGAUACUUUGUUCAGUUUUCAACACAUUUUUUUUUUACGUCCAAUUGCUUAUAUAUUUCAACGUUACAACCUUAGCGCUGUUCUAAGUCGUCGCUCCACCAGCAACAAAAAAGACUAAAUUUCUGUUUUUAGUAGUUAA
Messenger RNA from Athalia rosae (coleseed sawfly), 1888 nucleotides. RefSeq lists its product as uncharacterized. Bases 532 to 906 code for a protein of 124 amino acids. The transcript is spliced from 3 exons. The record is from RefSeq and is a predicted model, not a curated record. NCBI's taxonomy places the organism in Eukaryota, Metazoa, Arthropoda, Insecta, Hymenoptera, Athaliidae.